AUCUUUUGAAGGUUAUGGCUAUAAGAAGUUUGACAAAGAAUAGAUUGUUUUAGAUCAAUGGUUAUGCAAAAGUCUUGUUAAUUGUAUAUAUAUUUUGUAUGAAUUGCAAAAGAAGAAUUAGAGAAAAGGAGACAAAAUGUAGCUUGAGAUUUUAUGGAAUUACCAUUUUAACAAUCUAAGGAUGUCAAGGACUUUAAAUUCUAAUGAUAAGCAAUUUCUUCAAAGAUGUGAAUUCUGAUAAACCAUAAACAUGAAAAUUUAACAGUCCAUGAAGAAUGAUUUCUAACAAAGAGGAUAUCUUAGUAAGUAAAGAAACUUCAGCUGUCAUGGCAGAGGAGGAGAGCACAGAGUGGCUUCAAGAGCUCCUGCAUGAUGUGCAGCUUUCCCAAUUCUUUACGCGAAUUCGAGACGAUCUGCAGAUUACUCGACUGCAUCAUUUUGAUUAUGUCCAGCCAGAAGAUUUGGAGAAAAUCGGCUUGGGUAAGCCUGGUGUCAGACGUUUGCUGGAUGCGAUAAAAAAAAGACGGAGCACCCAAUGGAAGAAAAGCUUAAUUACGAAAAUUAAACCUGGCAGUAGUGGCAAGAAUAGUAAACGAUCCUCGCAGCCCAUUGAGACUUCUGUGCUAACAUGUCUAAUACAAGACAAAGACGUGACGCUAUCUAUUAAACUGGGUGACGGAAGCUUUGGCGUAGUUAGAAGAGGCGAAUGGACCUCUCCCUCUGGACGGACUUUACCCGUUGCUGUAAAAGUUUUAAAAGCAGAUGCUCUUACGCAACCGAGCGUUAUAGAAGACUUUGUUUCUGAAGUUCAGGCAAUGCAUACUUUGGAUCAUCAUAAUCUCAUCAGAUUGUACGGCGUGGUAUUGUCGCAGCCAAUGAUGAUGGUGACCGAACUUGCACCUCUUGGCGCACUACUCGAUUAUCUGCGACAGCAGUGUGGCAGAAUUUCAAUUCUCACACUCUGCAACUACGCGCUACAAGUUGCCACAGGUAUGGCAUACUUAGAAGCAAAACGUUUUCUACAUCGUGAUUUGGCAUGCCGAAACGUUUUGUUAAGCACAGUCGACAAGGUGAAGAUUGGAGACUUUGGACUGAUGAGAGCGCUGCCACAACAGGAGGAUUGCUACGUUAUGACAGAACAUAAAAAAGUGCCUUUUCCUUGGUGUGCUCCGGAAUCUCUCAAGGCUCGGCAAUUCAGUCACGCGUCGGAUGUUUGGAUGUUUGGUGUUACGCUAUGGGAAAUGCUGACAUUUGGUGAGGAACCCUGGCUAGGCCUGAACGGUUCUGAGAUAUUACGAAAAAUCGACCGGGAAAGCGAACGACUUCACGAACCAGAAGCGACACCUCCGUGUAUGUACGAGCUGAUGCUUCGCUGUUGGGCGAGAGAGCCUUCGGAGAGGCCGACGUUUGCUUCUUUGAAGGAAUCAUUGAUUGGCAUGGUACCAUCUGUAAUGAAGGCUUUAACUGCUUUCGAAGAAACCGGCAAGAUGUCCAUUGAAUUGGGAGACCAAAUUGCUAUCAUCGACGGACGUCCAGAGAACUACUGGUGGAAAGGCCAAAAUCAACGGACUUUCCAAGUGGCACACUUUCCGCGUUGUUUGGUCGAUCCGAUGCGCCGAAAGCAGCCAGAAGAUAUUAGCAAGCCAUUGGAGAACUCGUUCAUCCAUACAGGACAUGGUGCGCCGUUCGGCAAAAGCUGGGGCAGUCCUGUCUACAUCGAUGAUGUAUACUUGAGAAACCCGAUGGAUCCUCCAGAUGUGUUAGUGGCGGCAUCAACUGAUAACCAGGCGAAGAAGAGAUUCUCUUGCACCGCACCGCGCACAAAGAAACAAUUUAAUUACACCAAGUUGCACAACGACACUAGAUCGAGUCCUAUCAAAACUUCACAGACAUCGUCAAGUUUGAGCUCCAAUUUGGAAGGCACUCUGAUUGAUCUGUCCGCCGAAGAAUUAGCAAGCGCGAAUAUUCAUGAACAGGAGGCUGCGUGUAGACGAGUGGUUAACAUCUUGGAUGAACCCAUCGACGGCGAGAAGUUUUCUUGGCAAGACGAGGAGGGUAGGACUUACGCCAACUUUCCCGAGAACGUGAAUCCCGCGUAUUCCGAUCCCUUCGAUACGUCUUCUGUGUUCAUGAAGCCGCCACAUUCGCGUUAUUACAGUCAUGUGCCCGCUGACAUCGCUAGUCAUUAUUUGAAGACUCAGACUUAUGAAAAUGUGGAUAAUCAAGUAACGGGAGAUCAUGCUCAAGGUGCUGCAAAUUGUUUUAUCGCCGAUUCCACUGAUACGGAGGAAACUCGCCAAUAUUCAAUGAAUUUGAACAAAAAGUAUCAACAAAACACAGUAAACCUCAAAGUGGAAGAUGACAAUCUCCCGAGUCACUACAGCGAGAUAGAUAAAGCCAGUCCGCGAGGCCAGUCCACUUGGUCUACUUGGCCAGAGGAUUUACGAAAUACCGCACAAACGUAUGUCAAUGUUUCCGGCAGAGAGCCAACGUCGUUUGCAACUCCAACCCCGCCUCCACCUCCUUCUGUCGGACCGAACACGAGUCCGUCAAAGUCCAAAUCCAACUGCGAGCUAGCGCAGAGUAUGAACGAGCUAUCGUUGAAUUCCAACUCUAGCGUUUCUAAAAAGCUAGACCCGGAUUUCUUGGUUGAAUUGGAGAAGCAUCUUGGCGAGAAAGAGGCGACCAAGAACACAAAUACUAGCGGCAAAGAUAGCGGCCAGGAGCUAGGGGCUACUUGCUCAAAUUUUCUGCGCUUAUCCUCGGACAAGCUGCGACAGAGUUCUACGUCGACGCAACGACUUUCAGUGACGGAAGAUGCUGGUAAAUCUUCGUCGGCUAUCCCGACGCUAAAACCUCCGCCGCCGGGGAAACCAAAGUCGCCUGUGGAUCAUCGAGCGUCUUCUUCUUCGACGUUGCCUAGCAAGGUACAAAAUUCCUGGCAACCAAAGAGUACAAAUGUCCAGAAACCAUGUGUCCAGGGUGAUCAGCGCGUAUCAGAAUCGAUCACCGAUGCUAUAGUGACUCAAAUUUGGCAACAAACAAAUACUCUCUCUCAGCAGCAAACUAACUGCCCGACUGAUCUACCUAAUCGUCAGGUGUUGACGCCCAUUCCGACGGCUCAGGGAAGCAUUAGUCGCCUUCAAGAAGUCGCCAGCAACGUUUCCGGGAAUGAUCAUGGCCAGCAUGGUCCCAGCAAUGUAGCGAAGGCUAUCUUUAUCCAGACACAAGGCAGUUCGGUAAAUGAGAAUUACUCUCAAACGACGCAUGUCAGUCAGAGUAGCAUCAAUCUGCUUCAGGAAACUACCAGCGGCAUUGCUGGUAGUAGUACGGAUGAAGCUCAACACACUCCCUACAACGUUGCCAAAGCUACGACAAGCAUUGGUCAGGCUGCUUUCAAUCCAUUACAAAUUGCCGUUGGUAAUGUCUCCGUUAGUCCAACUGAUUCUCAAUACAAUGCAACCAUUAAUCCAAAAGUAAACUUAAACCAAACGCAAGUUUACUCGUCAACGAGUGGUCAGAAUUGUCUUCAUAAUACGCCUAGUGUUGGUUUUAACUUGCUCCAACCAAGCAUCAAUCACACUUCCAAUAACAGCGCAAUCAAAUCUUCCCAAUACAGGUCUAGCAAUGUACCUAAGACUACUUCUAAUCAAACUUGUCCAUCAAUGGGCCAGAGUUAUCCUCAGAAUACGACACCAGUUUUUCAUCAGAGUGCUUUUGCAUCGCAUCAGACCAAUCUUCAGAAUGUGCCAAUGUCGUCCAACAUGAGUAAUACUUGCGGGAUUAUUCAUAUACAAAAUGAUUUGCAGCAAUCGCAACAUUUAAAGCCCACUACGCUCCUAUCGGAACAAGUAUAUGCCGAGUUGAAGCAAAUGGUACCGAAUUUAGAGCAGUUGUCCCAGAACGAAUUCAAUACUCUCUACAAUAAGGCUGUUCAACAAAAUAUCCUCCGAAAUUAUUAUUCUAAUAACCUGAGCAGUGAGUCGAGCCAAAGCCACACUCAAGAAACGGCGAGCAACCAGCAGCAACAGAAAACUAUCAUUAACAGAAGUCAGACUGUUAAUCAAGGACAUUCUUGUGAUUUUAGUCCUUAUCUGAAGCAACCGCCGGUUUACAAUCCUCCUCCUUCUUCUUCAGCCCGGAAUCCGUUUAAACCCGGUCAAAAUGGUUAUGUACAGAAUCAUUAUUCUGCGGCGAAGUGUAAUCUGAACGGACGCUCCAAUAUGCUACAAAUUGAAACUUCCAUGUCAGCUAAUAAUACAUCCGGAUUAAUAACGACGAACGAUUUGGCCGCCGCUAAGGGAAAUUUACUACAAAUCGAUCAGCAUGUGGUCGGUACUAGUCCACCGCUCACCGCAACCUCUCAGCAAUUAGUAAUGUCGCUAAGCGACGAGUUUAGGGCGAGUAAGAUUAUGAAGGUACAAAAGGAAGCCGCGGAUGCUUCACAGCAGGAGGUAUUAGCCGCGCUGCAAGCGACUGGUUGGGACACGAAUCAAGCCGCCAAACAGAUCACGAAGGACAGGCAGGCGAAGGUCGAAAAUCUCAUGAGAUUGGGCCUGGCUAAUAGAGAACUGUGUGAAAAAGCUUUGAAGCAGACUAAAUACGAUGUAGAAAUGGCGGCUUCGUUGUUACUCGAUCAGGCCAGAUGAGAAAUAGCCGUGGCUGAUGUCCCAAAGCUAUCUGUAAUAUAACUAUAACAUUGUGAAUAGCGAAUAUGCGUUUAUUUAUGAACAAAAUCAACAAGUAGGAAACAUUACGUUUGAGGAACAAAGCUUUACCAGAGAUUGCUUGUGAAUUUUUUGGUCCAAAGUUUACAUUUCGAUUUUUAGCACAAACGUCGCUAAAUAUGGCUAUGUCAACUUUUCAAAUGAGAUAAAACUACUAUUACUCGUAAUGUAAGUAGGUGAUAUUUGUGAAAAUAUCUAGUAUGAUAUGACUUGAGCGUAAAGAAUGUAAUCUGAAGCUGUGAUAUAUAUUGUUGAUCCUUA
This is a messenger RNA of Linepithema humile (Argentine ant), 4988 nucleotides long. It is a transcript of the gene Ack, whose product is annotated as activated Cdc42 kinase. Gene Ontology annotation, molecular function: protein tyrosine kinase activity; ATP binding; protein binding. NCBI's taxonomy places the organism in Eukaryota, Metazoa, Arthropoda, Insecta, Hymenoptera, Formicidae. The record is from RefSeq and is a predicted model, not a curated record. Gene Ontology annotation, biological process: protein phosphorylation.